Cannabis sativa is the source of this 1820-nucleotide messenger RNA. RefSeq names its product BTB/POZ domain-containing protein At1g55760. Bases 523 to 1509 code for a protein of 328 amino acids. Lineage: Eukaryota; Viridiplantae; Streptophyta; Magnoliopsida; Rosales; Cannabaceae. Gene Ontology annotation, molecular function: protein binding. The record is from RefSeq and is a predicted model, not a curated record. The transcript has 4 exons.
AAAAAAAAUCAACAAACAAUAAAAUAAAAAAUUCCUUACCUUUUUUUUCUUCUUCUUAUUUUGGCAUCAAAAUUCCUUACCCUUUUGAACAAUAAACACACACAACAAAAACUACCCAUAACACUAUUUAAACCAAAGAAGCCAAAUACAAAAAAAUAAUACCAAUAAAUUCAAGCCCACUCCUUCUUUCCUUCAAACCAACCAACUCUUCCAUUUCACCCCAAAAACAAUCCAAAUCCAUAAAAAGCUUCAAUCUUUCACCUUCAAUGGCGUAAAGCAAUCCCAAAAUCACUCAUCAAAGUAAAAUAAAAAUCCAAUCUUUAAAUAAAGAAAGAAAGAAGAGAGUGAGUUAGAGAGUGAAGUUUGUUUUGGGGGUUUUGGAUUUUGGUUUUUUUAUGAAGAAGAUUGAAAAAAGUUUGAAUCUUCAAUCUGGGAAAGCAGGGAGAUUUGUUCUUGGAUGGUAUUUUCGAUUGCAUCCAUGAAAUUACAUUGGCUUUGUCAAUUUUCUCUGACAGAAGAAAUAUGACAGACUCUGCUUAUAGAGUCGAAACGACGUCGCGUUUAGCUCAAUGGAGAAUCGAUAAUUUGUCUUCUUGUACUUACAGAAAGUCUGAUCCUUUCAAGAUUGGAAAAUGGAAUUGGCAUUUAUCUGUGGAGAAAAACAGAGUUUUAUUGAUUAAAUUAUAUCCUGAAAUAUCUAAUUUCACAAGAGAGACUCCACCGAUUGCUUCUUUUAUUAUUAAAGUGGUUUGUUCUGUUGGUGAUCGUAAGGCUCUGAUUCAUCCUGAGAUUAAGGAUAAACAGCUUAAGAAUAAUGAAGAUUUCAUUUGGGCUGUUGAUGUUCCUUUAACUGGAAAAUUCAUUAUUGAUGUUGAAUUUCUUGAUUUGAAGAUUGCUUCACCAACUGGUGGAGAGCCUUGCUCAAUUUGGGCAGAUGGACAAACACAAAAACAAUCAAACACAACCGCUCUUUUCUCGCUCAGCAAAAUGUUAACGGAAGGUAUUCACACAGACAUCGUGAUCCAUGCUUCCAAUGGAAGCAUUGGAGCUCACCGCGCAGUACUGGCAUCAAGAUCACCGGUUUUUCGUAGCAUGUUCUCGCACGACCUCAAAGAAAAAGAAUUAUCCAUCAUAAACAUUUCGGACAUGUCAAUUGAAGCAUGUCAAGCUUUUCUCAACUACAUUUAUGGUACCAUCAAACACGAAGAGUUUCUCUUCCACAGGCUCGAUCUUCUCCAAGCCGCGGACAAAUAUGACAUCUCGGACCUAAAAGAGGCGUGUCACGAUAGCCUACUUGAGGAUAUUGACACGAAAAAUGUUCUCGAAAGGCUUCAAAAUGCGUCUCUUUAUCAAAUGCCAAAACUCAAGGCUAAUUGCAUGAGAUACCUUGUAAAAUUUGGUAAGAUUUUCGAUAUUGGUGAAGAUUUCGAUGCUUUCUUGAUAUCUGCUGAUAGAGAGCUCAUAGCUGAAAUCUUCCAUGAAGUUCUUGGUGCUUGGAAAGGGUUUUAAUUAAAAAGGAAUGGGAUUUGUGUCUUAAUUGGGUUUUUUAUUUUUCAUUAUCUAAAUUUAAAGUCCAUAAAGAUGGACUCUUAGAAAUAUUGCUUAAUUAGUAUAUGCAAAAUUUGUUGUCAAAAAGAAAAAAGAUAUUCUUUUGUGCAUAUGGGAUUUGGAAUUUUUAGGUCCUUGAUGAUGAUGAUGAUGAUUAUGUAAAUAUAUUGUUGGUUUUUAAAGGCAUUGAUUGAUUAUCUUUUGUAUAAUAUCUUUGUCACAUAACUUACAUUCUUCAAUGAAAGAGAUUUGGAUAUUAUAUUUUAUCGUAA